Messenger RNA from Capsella rubella, 2752 nucleotides. RefSeq names its product transcription factor LHW. The transcript is spliced from 9 exons. The coding region runs from base 461 to 2449 and encodes 662 amino acids. Gene Ontology annotation, biological process: regulation of DNA-templated transcription. Lineage: Eukaryota; Viridiplantae; Streptophyta; Magnoliopsida; Brassicales; Brassicaceae. Gene Ontology annotation, molecular function: protein dimerization activity; DNA-binding transcription factor activity. The record is from RefSeq and is a predicted model, not a curated record.
ACUAGAGAAAAAAAAUAAUAAAGAGAGAAACAAAGAUUUCUUCUUCUUCUUCUUCUUUAAAUUUUCUUUGAUAAGCUCUGUGUGUAUCAAUGGCUGGUGUUACUGGAAUCUUAAAGCUUGAAGCUUGGAGUAUCUUGUGAAGAAGAAAGAAGAAAAAACCAAACCUUUCUGGGUUUUUUUUUUCUUGAAGUUUCUUUUUUCUUUUCGUUUCUUUAUUAUUACAAGAAGUAAUGGCAUGUCGGAGUAUGAUCGCUUUUAGUUUAGAUCCUGAGAGAAAACAAAGUGGAGGACUUCGAACAAAACAAGCUGGAAGAGGAUCUUGCCGUGGAAGUUAGUCCUUUGUUCAAAAUCCAUUUUCCUCAAAUCUUCUUAAUUUUGAAAUUGCACUGUUGUAAGUGAAAAGAUUAGUUCUUGUUGGAGCUGAAGUGAGAGUUGAAAGAGUAAAGAGAAGAAAGAAGCUAUGGGGGUUUUGUUAAGAGAAGCUUUGAGGUCUAUGUGUGUUAAUAAUCAAUGGUCUUAUGCUGUUUUUUGGAAGAUUGGUUGUCAAAAUUCUAGCUUGUUGAUUUGGGAGGAAUGUUAUAAUGAAACUGCAUCUAGCUCACAUCCAAGAAGAGUGUGUGGACUUGGUGUUGAUACACAAGGGAAUGAUAAAGUUCAGUUACUUACAAAUAGGAUGAUGUUGAACAAUCGAAUCAUUUUAGUCGGUGAAGGGUUAGUUGGCCGAGCUGCUUUUACUGGACAUCAUCAAUGGAUUCUAGCUAAUAGUUUCAACCGCGAUGUUCAUCCACCUGAGGUUAUAAAUGAGAUGCUUCUCCAAUUCUCUGCUGGUAUUCAGACUGUUGCAGUUUUUCCUGUUGUUCCUCAUGGUGUUGUUCAACUCGGCUCCUCUCUGCCUAUUAUGGAGAACUUGGGGUUUGUGAAUGAUGUGAAGGGUCUUAUACUGCAACUAGGAUGUGUUCCUGGAGCUCUCUUAUCUGAAAAUUACAGAACAUAUGAACCUGCUGCUGAUUUUAUUGGUGUGCCAGUGUCCCGGAUGGUACCUUCUCAAGGACACAAGAUUCUCCAAUCAUCGGCUUUUGUAGCUGAAACUAGCAAACCACAUUUCAACUCCACUGGAUCAUCAGAUCAUCGAGAUGAUCAAAUGGUUGAAGAAGCUCCCUCUAAUCUCGUGGAUGAACAGAUCAACCAAGCAAAUAUGAGAGAGAGAAAUGAUGGAGGAUGGCAAAAUACAAUGGGUUAUAUACCAGCUCCGGAAGUUGCAGUACCCUCGAAUCCAGAUGCAUGGCUGAAUCAAAACUUCUCUUGUAUGUCUAAUGUGGAUGCAGCAGGGCAACAAAUCCAGUGUGAUGACAUCAGUUCCAAACGCUCGCUUGGAAGCGAUGACUUGUUCGAUAUGUUGGGUUUGGAUGAUAAGAAUAAAGGUUGUGACAACAGUUGGGGGGUUUCACAGAUGAGAACAGAAGUGCUCACUAGGGAGUUAUCUGACUUUAGGAUCAUUCAAGAAAUGGAUCCUGAGUUUGGCUCUUCGGGGUAUGAACUUUCAGGAACAGAUCAUCUGUUAGAUGCUGUGGUCUCGGGUGCUUGCUCCUCCACAAAGCAGAUCUCGGAUGAAACAUCUGAGUCUUGCAAAACCACUUUGACUAAAGUUAGUAAUUCUUCGGUUACCACGCCAUCUCAUAGUAGUCCUCAAGGUAACCAGUUAUUUGAGAAGAAAAACAGGCAAGCAGCGGGGCCAUCAUCAGUCUACGGGUCUCAGAUCAGUUCUUGGGUUGAGCAAGCGCACAGCUUGAAGCGCGAGGACAGUCCAAGGAUGAUGAAUAAGAAUGAAACUGCAAAACCGGCUAACAACCGUAAAAGGCUUAAACCAGGAGAGAACCCAAGACCAAGGCCUAAAGAUCGCCAGAUGAUUCAAGAUCGUGUCAAGGAGUUGCGUGAAAUCAUACCAAACGGUGCAAAAUGUAGCAUUGAUGCACUCCUUGAACGUACAAUAAAGCACAUGCUCUUCUUGCAAAAUGUCUCGAAGCAUGCUGAUAAGCUGAAACAAACCGGGGAAUCCAAGGUUAUGAAAGAGGAAGGUGGAGGAGCAACAUGGGCAUUUGAAGUUGGGUCAAAGUCUAUGGUGUGUCCAAUUGUCGUAGAGGAUAUAAACCCGCCUCGCAUUUUCCAAGUUGAGAUGUUAUGCGAACAACGAGGAUUCUUCCUAGAAAUCGCUGAUUGGAUCAGAAGCUUAGGUUUAACGAUCUUGAAGGGUGUCAUCGAAACUCGAAUAGACAAGAUUUGGGCUCGCUUCACUGUCGAGGCGAAUCGAGACGUGACAAGAAUGGAAAUCUUUAUGCAACUAGUGAAUAUCUUGGAGCAAACAAUGAAAUGUGGAGGCAACUCUAAGACUAUUUUGGAUGGUAUCAAAGCUACAAUGCCUCUACCGGUUACUGGUGGCUGUUCAAUGUAAACCAACACAAAUUCUAAACCGUACCGGAUUGGUUAAAAUUCAUAUAGAGGUUACGAGCGGACCGCUCUCAAGGACUUAGGCUCGCUAUGACUAACUUAAAACAAGUCAGUCUGAAAACAAAGAUGGAAUUAUUUCUAAGUGUUUUUUUUUUGUUUCCACUCUUUUUUUGUACUUUUUGUUUGUACAUUUUGCGAUUUUUGGGAAUUAUCUAUCAUUUUGUGUGGAUUUUUUUUUUGUUCACUUUUUAAUUUUAUGUUUUGGACUUGUAAAUUUUUUUAAGUUGAAAUUAUUCUCAACCAGUAA